Molecule: messenger RNA, 1029 nt
Organism: Lynx canadensis (Canada lynx)
Lineage: Eukaryota; Metazoa; Chordata; Mammalia; Carnivora; Felidae
Gene: RIDA
Product: reactive intermediate imine deaminase A homolog
Exons: 6
Coding region: 103-516 (137 amino acids)
Cellular component (GO): cytosol
Molecular function (GO): deaminase activity
Source: RefSeq, a predicted model, not a curated record
ACCACGGGGAUUCUGCCCUGGGUAGGUCAGUCCCGUGAGACGCAAGCCGGGGCGGUGUGCAGCAUUUCUCUCUUGGAGGGGCAGCAAGUAAAAGGGUUAGCUAUGGCAUCUUUAAUCAGAAAGGUGAUCAGCACUGCGAAAGCUCCAGGGGCCAUCGGUCCGUACAGUCAGGCUGUGUUAGUCGACAGGACCAUUUACAUUUCAGGACAGAUAGGCAUGGACCCUGCAAGUGGACAGCUCGUGCCAGGAGGGGUGGCAGAGGAAGCCAAACAAGCUCUUACAAACAUGGGUGAAAUUCUGAAAGCUGCAGGCUGUGACUUCACUAACGUGGUAAAAACAACUGUUUUGCUGGCUGACAUAAAUGACUUCAACACCGUCAAUGAAGUCUACAAACAGUAUUUUAAGAGCAGUUUUCCUGCAAGAGCUGCUUACCAGGUUGCUGCUUUGCCCAAAGGAAGCCGUGUGGAGAUUGAAGCAGUGGCUGUCCAAGGACCUCUCACAACGGCGUCGCUAUAAGCGGGGCCAGCAUUAUUCAGUCUGGAAUCUCAAUAAUGUUUUUAAAUUAACAUCUUAAUUUUUACAGUUGACGUUGGAAAGUGUAUGAUUGACUAAAACAUUGGAAGUCACUAUGGAAAUACCAUAUAAUAAGGGGAAUUGAGUGUGAACUGAAGAUCGGAUGACAACUCCCGUUACUGGUGUUAUAAAUCACACGCAUACUCAUGACUGGAUGUGGGAAAAAAAAACGUGCAUUCCGUACUUCCUCAAAUAAAUGAAAGUAAAGGGAAAUAACAUGUAGGAGAGAGAGGUUGCUAUUCCUGAUAAAUAAUAAAAGCACACCUAAUUCAAUUAAAGCCUAUUAAUUUAAUGAUGUGAAAUAUUGAAUUCUCACGUCAGCUGUAUAACUCUGCUUUCACUUGAGUAAAAUUAAAGUACUGAAGUUUGAAUGAUAGAGGUGAAGGGGAAGAGAGUGGACCACAAUUUUCAUAGAUAAUAUUUUUCUAAUGGAAAUAAACAGACAUGCAGAUUUUC